Myiozetetes cayanensis is the source of this 4837-nucleotide messenger RNA. RefSeq names its product ubiquitin specific peptidase 3 (gene USP3). Gene Ontology annotation, biological process: protein deubiquitination. Lineage: Eukaryota; Metazoa; Chordata; Aves; Passeriformes; Tyrannidae. The transcript is spliced from 15 exons. Bases 269 to 1807 code for a protein of 512 amino acids. Gene Ontology annotation, molecular function: cysteine-type deubiquitinase activity; zinc ion binding. The record is from RefSeq and is a predicted model, not a curated record. Gene Ontology annotation, cellular component: cytoplasm.
GUUCCUUCAGCCCCUUUUAGGCUAUUUAAGGGCUUCCCUUUCCCUUCUGUUUGCCGGUGCCAAAUGUUGGUUUUCUCGGUAACGUUUUGGUCAGCUUAGACGAACUUCUUCCACAUUCCUGCCACGAAAUGUCAAUCCAAACAGCUCUACCUGGCUGCCCUCAACCUGCUGCAGGAUUGUGGUCACAGCUGUGGGAACCCCCCUGCUUUAGAAAGAGGAAAAUUGGGGUUUGGAGAACCAGCACCAGAGAGCUGAGGCGUGUGGGAAAAUGUCCUUCUCAAGUAAAGCAGCUGAGAGAGGCAACUCUGGAGCCUUUACCAGAGAGUUUAAAAUAGUGUGCCGGUCCAAUAAAAGUCCCUGGGUCUGUCUGACGUGUUCAAGUGUCCAUUGUGGAAGAUACGUGAAUGGCCACGCCAAAAAGCAUUAUGAAGAUGCACAGAUUCCUAUGAGCAAUCACAAGAAACCAGAAAAACAAGAGAAAGUUCAGCAUACUGUGUGUAUGGACUGCAGUAGUUACAGCACAUACUGUUAUCGCUGUGAUGACUUCGUAGUCAACGAUACCAAGCUGGGCCUGGUACAGAAGGUCAGGGAGCACCUACAGAACUUGGAAAAUUCGGCCUUUACAUCAGACAGACAUAGGAAAAGAAAACUAUUGGAAAACUCAUCUCUGAACAGCAAGUUAUUAAAAGUAAAUGGAAGCACCACUGCCCUGUGUGCCACUGGCCUGCGGAACCUGGGGAACACGUGUUUCAUGAACGCCAUCCUGCAGUCCCUCAGUAACAUUCAGCAGUUCUGCUGUUACUUCAAAGAGUUGCCUGCGGUGGAGCUGAGGAAUGGGAAGACGGCGGGGCGGCGAACUUACCACACCAGGAGCCAGGGGGACAACAACGUUUCAUUGGUGGAAGAAUUCAGAAAGACACUCUGUGCUUUAUGGCAAGGAAGCCAAACUGCGUUUAGUCCGGAGUCUUUAUUUUACGUCGUUUGGAAAAUAAUGCCAAAUUUUAGGGGGUACCAGCAGCAGGAUGCCCACGAGUUCAUGCGUUACCUUCUGGACCAUCUACACCUGGAGCUCCAGGGCGGCUUCAACGGCGUCUCACGCUCAGUAAUUCUGCAAGAGAAUUCCAGCCUGUCUGCAAGCAACAAAUGUUGCAUAAAUGGAGCAUCUACUGUUGUCACAGCCAUUUUUGGAGGCAUCCUUCAAAAUGAAGUCAACUGCCUAAUAUGUGGGACUGAAUCUAGAAAGUUUGACCCAUUCCUAGACCUUUCCCUAGAUAUUCCAAGUCAGUUCAGAAACAAACGUUCUAAAAACCAAGAAAGUGGACCAAUGUGCACGCUACGAGAUUGUCUUCGCAGUUUUACAGACCUGGAGGAACUUGAUGAGACAGAGCUGUACAUGUGUCACAAAUGCAAAAAGAAACAGAAGUCCACCAAAAAAUUCUGGAUUCAGAAACUACCAAAGGUGCUAUGCUUACACUUGAAACGCUUUCACUGGACAGCAUAUCUGAGGAACAAGGUGGAUACAUAUGUUGAGUUUCCCUUACGAGGCCUAGACAUGAAAUGCUACUUGUUAGAGCCUGAAAACAGUGGCCCAGAAAGUUGCCUGUAUGACCUCGUGGCUGUGGUGGUGCAUCAUGGCUCAGGGGUGGGCUCUGGCCAUUACACGGCGUACGCGGCGCACGAGGGCCGCUGGUUCCACUUCAACGACAGCACUGUGACCCUGACGGACGAGGAGACGGUGGGCAAGGCCAAGGCCUACAUCCUGUUCUACGUGGAGCGCCAGGCCCGGCCCGGCGCCGACAAACUCUGAUACCUCCUUCUCAGUCUCACUUAUCGAGUCCACCGGACAAAACAUUUCCAUUUCUCCAUAAAUACUUGAUCCAAGACUUAUUGAUUUCAUUGUGCACUUUGCAAUUUCCUCUUGUGGGUUUUAGUUUUGUUGUGUCGAUGGUAGCAUUUGACUUACUGAACUUGGACACAAACUAACUUUUUUUUUUUUUUUUUUUUUUUUUAGUUAUACCAGAAAACCUCAGCAGAUUUUGAUUUGCUGCUUUAGUUGUGAUAACUCGAUUUUUAUAUAUAUAGUUUCAUGAAAUAGUUAUUUGACUUUUUUUAUAUUAAUGUUUUCAGUUCUCACUUUCUAAAGGCACAUUUACAUCCAAGAAGCUUUCUGUCCUCCUUACGAGCAAGAUAAAUGUGCUUCUGAAGAGCAAUACAACUUCAUGCUGUUCUCAGUGCUGUCACCUAGAUAUGAUUUAAUCUCUUUCAAUCAAGGAAUUGUUUGCACGUCCUCUUUUCCCUCGUGCAAGAAACUUAAACAGUGACCUCUGACCAAUCAUUCUUUGUCUGCAGAGGAGAGGAGAUGUGGCAUCAUUAAGUAGACCAGGUAAUUGCUGCUAUAUUGGUGUGUAUUCAGGCUGCUGACUUUCAGGAAUCGUUGUAAAUAAACAGUUGGUUCAAUUGUAUUAAUACUGCAAUUUAAUUCAAGUAUUCCUCACGUAUGCCCUACCCCCCACCCACUUCAAAUUUCAAAAAACUCUUAAAAUCACCUGUCUAAAUUGUGUUGAGAUGGAUGGUUUUCCAGCAGAGCCAGUGAGGGAGGGGUGAGCCAAGCCUGCAGUGGAGCUGUGGCAGUGGCACCUUGGCUUAGUCUCUGGGUGGACACUGGCAGUGGGAUGCAGUUCCUAAAACUCAGCCACGUGAUGGGGAAAAGACUUGUGCUAAAAAGGCAACCUGAAUUUUAGCUGUCCUGCUCUUCUGAACAGUGCAAGUCAGCAGGAUGAAAAAAGGUGGGGAGCAGAACCACAACUGCACAAGGCAGGAGUGUGACACAAGGUGUGACAUUUGCCAAGUGCUGCAUUUCAGGUCUCUUCCCUCAGCCCACCCUUUCUGGCUGGCCCUUUGUGCCAAGCAAGGAGCUGGGCACUCCUCACAUCUCACAGGGGUGGGAAUGAGAGUAAAAUAUACUUAAUGUAUUGAGUCACACCCUCAAACAGCCCCUCUUAGCUGUGUUUUUUGUUAGCAAUAAAAUAGAGGAGUCUGAAAACACACAAGAACUCAAAAUGUGAUUCCCCCAGUGUAGUUCCUGCUUCUGAAAGCCCUGGCAGGGUGGAGGGGCUGUACAGAGACCAAUCACAGCCACAUCUUUGGGACAGGGGCAUUCUGGAGAGCUUUUACACAGCAUCUUAAACCAGCAAAGGGAGAAAUUGGCUUCAGAUAAAACUGCAGAGAGCAUUCAGCACAGCCAGUGGUGGAUGAAUAUGGAACUGCAGCAGGUGAAAGCUGUGGGGUAUUAUUGGAUUCACAGUCACAUAUGUAAGGAUGUUGUCUUUUAAUGAAGCUGAACAGCACACAGAACUGCUCACUGCUUUAAACUGUAGAUAGUUUGUCACCUUCCACGUGUCCCUUGCAGGCAGGGUGUGGGGCAGGAAAAGCAGCAUCAGAGCACGUUAUCCCCCUCCCUGCUCACAGCAGCUGGGAAGGUGUGUAGAUCCCAUCCAGAGCUGCAUUUUGUCUGCAAGCUGCUUGGCCUGGAGCCCUUUAGCAUUUUCCCUUCCUUUGCCAAUGCCAAGCCUAAAGUGCAGGAGCUGUGAGCCAGCAGCAAUUUACCUUGCAGUAGUCAGGUGUGUGCAGUGUUCUUGCAGAACAGUGAUGUAAAUGUGCCUUUCUGUAUUCUUAGAAAUUUAAAUUUGUAAUCUUCAGCAACAUUCACUUAUUUUAAUCAGCUUCUACUUUUUUUUUUUUUUUUUUUUUUUGGGUCAGAGUUCUGUUCUCACUUCCUUCCAGUCCCUUUUGUGUCUGUAGCAGCCAGGCUGGGCAGGGCUGUCUGCCUGGCCUGGGCACUCAAUGCAAUCACAGCAGGCGUGUCCUGGCAGCAGGAGCUGCCCAGGGCUCAGCCAUCUGCUCUGCUGGAACAAGGACACUGCAAAGCCUUUCCUAAUUUAACUUUCUCCCACUGCAAACCCAGAUGGACAGUAUGAACAGUUUGUUGUGGCAACACAAGUAUUUCUCUUCCUGGUGGAGAACUUUGCUUAUCCACUGUAUUCUAUUCAGUGUGGUGUCAAAAAAGAAAAAGUAACUGAGCACUGAACCAGUAACAUGUACUGCACCUGGCCUAGUAUUACAUUUUUAACCUUACUUGUAUAUCCUAUAUUUAUCUACUAGCUCGUGGGGGGGGAUAUCUCUUUCAUUUAAGCCAAAUGUUUCUUUUCUACUUACUGCUGAUCAUAAUACACACUAGGCUGGCAAGAAUUUUUUUUCUUGCUUGUGACUCUGCUCUGCAAGCAGCAACUGCUCUCUGCAGUUCAGAGACUUGCAUCUUUUUCACCAAAAUUUGUCCCAUCAAAGGUUGUCCUUUCGUUAGUUAUUGUUUAGCCACGUCUACAACUGGAGACAAGGUUUAUGAUGUCAGACAAAGUGCAAACUGUCCAGCUCUCAGCUGGCAGCAGGAGAGUGCAGGACUGAGACAGGCAGGGACAGUGGACUUGGAUGGAAAGCAGGAGGAUUUGUAAGGAUUUUAGUCCAGCAAUGGAAAGUGUAACACGUGGUUGUUCCAAAGUUUCCCCCACAAUGUUUCAUUACUGCUGUGUCUGUGUCUUACUGAUGAGGUCACUGGCACCUUGGCAGCGAUUCCAACGUGCUUUAGGAUCUCCUCAAGUACUGUAGUGCCAUAGUUGUAACUGUUUACCAUUAAACUCUUGUGUGUAAUUUUCAGUGAGGAUUUACUGACUGUGCUCAUCUUGUGUGUUUCUGGAGCGUUUCCAGGCUGAAUGUGAAUUAUAUCUCAUCACACAGUGUGUUUAUGGAAAAUGUGCCAUUAAAGUGUCUCCUUUCCUUAGAA